Molecule: messenger RNA, 2021 nt
Organism: Dissoconium aciculare CBS 342.82
Lineage: Eukaryota; Fungi; Ascomycota; Dothideomycetes; Mycosphaerellales; Dissoconiaceae
Product: general substrate transporter
Exons: 3
Coding region: 232-1845 (537 amino acids)
Biological process (GO): transmembrane transport; carbohydrate transport
Cellular component (GO): plasma membrane
Molecular function (GO): carbohydrate:proton symporter activity
Source: RefSeq, a predicted model, not a curated record
AAUGGUUUCCUGUCACCUCCCUUGCUUAAAGUCGGAUAGUUUGUGUUUUCUGUCUUCACUGUUUUGUGCUACGAUAUUCCUUGUUGAGUAGAACACUUACUUUGCCGUGGAAUCUGUCCUCCUUUGAUCUGCUCGUUCCAAGAUCACUUCCAUCGGCAGUCCAAGAUUCUCAACCUCCAAGGAUCGAAAACCAAGCCGCUCUAUCACAAAGAGCUCCCUCUACAUAACAACAUGCGACUCUUCGGCCGUCAAGAGAAGGGAGGAGAAGGGACAAGCAGAGUCGAGAGGGUCUCAUCCUUUCCCCAUGCCAAAUCAAAACAGAAAGUGACUGGCCUGGCCAUCGCCAUGGGCGCCGUGGCAUCGAUAGGUGGCAUGAUCUUCGGCUACGUAUCCGGACAAAUCAGCGGGAUGUUCUUGAUGGCGGACUACGCUGCCCGAUUCGGCGAGAGACAGACAGAUGGUAGCUAUACCUUUUCCGCCGUCAGACAGGGGACGAUCGUCGCUCUCCUCUGUGCUGGUGCGCUCUUGGGCUCGCUCGGCGCGGGCAAGUUGGCGGAUUGGCAGGGUCGGAGGCUGGCAAUUUCGGUGUCUGCGUUCUUCUGUUGUAUUGGGACGGUGAUCGAGAUCUCAUCUACGACGUUCUGGCUGCAGUUCGCCCUCGGACGUUUGAUCAAUGGGAUUGGCAUUGGGGCUCUGUCAGUCGCCGUACCCAUGUAUCAGUCCGAAUGUGCGCCGGACAUCAUUCGCGGCAUGCUCGUAGCGUCAUACCAGCUCAACAUGACCUUUGGCAUUUUUCUCGCCGAGGCGAUUAACCUCGCUACCGAAGGCCUCUCUUCGAGUGCAUCCUGGAGGAUCCCGAAUGGCAUCUCAUUCCUCUGGGCACUCAUCCUCGGAGCCUCGAUGCUCUUUCUACCGGAAUCUCCUCGAUAUGCAUAUCGCAAAGGUCGAGAUGAAGAAGCUCGCACCACCAUUUCACGACUCGCUGGUCUGGAUCCGACAUCGCGGGAGGUGAACGAUAUCAUCUAUUCCCUGCGUUGCAACCUCGAGCAGGAGAAAGCUGCAGCGGAAGCCAAAUGGCACGAGAUCUUCACCGGUCCGCGAAUGUUCUAUCGGACUCUGCUUGGCGUGACUCUACAAGCUGGUCAGCAGCUGACCGGGGCCAAUUUCUUCUUCUACUAUGGCACGACUAUCUUCGCAGCGACGGGUCUAAGCAAUAGCUACGUCACUCAAAUCAUCCUGGGAGCUGUCAAUCUGGUGUUUACCUUUGCUGGACUAUACGUCGUUCAGAAAUGCGGACGGAGAAAGUCUUUGAUGGCUGGAGCCGCAUGGAUGUGCAUGUGCUUCUUGGUCUUUUCCUUUGUCGGCCGCUUCGCUCUGGAUAGUGAGAAUCCGAUGAACACACCAGCAGCUGGCAAUGUCCUCAUUGUGUUUUCGUGCUUGUUCAUUGCAGCAUUUGCAACGACAUGGGGUCCUUUGGUAUGGGGAGUAGUCGCCGAGCUGUAUCCCUCGAAAUAUCGAGCACAGUGCAUGGCCAUCAGCACAUCUGCCAAUUGGCUUUUCAAUUUUUUGCUAUCGUUCUUCACGCGCUUCAUCACCAAUGCGAUCGGAUAUCUUUACGGCCUGGUCUUUGCGAGCUGUUGCGCGGUCUUGGUGUUUAUCGUCUUCUUCUGCUUGAUUGAGCACAAGGACCGAAGUCUGGAGGAGAUUGACGCCAUGUACGUCCUAAAGAUCAAUCCCAUCACCAGCGAUAAGUGGGAUGGUAGCAAGGUGGACGAGGAGACAGAUCGAUCGGGCCGCACGGAUUCGGAGCCGAGUCGGCGACAGAAGUCUACGCACGAGGCAUAAGCUUGAGUGUGAUUGUACACUCGUGCCUGCGAAUCCGGCCGAUGAUGGACGGAGAUGUAAAGUACUGAAGUCCAUAGAGUCGUCGAUUCGGCCUGAGAGGCGUCGUCGUCGUUGUAUUCUACUUAGGGUUCAUCACGCGUAAUGAGUGCGGAAAUGUACCGAACAGCCAAAACACC